Molecule: messenger RNA, 1512 nt
Organism: Capronia epimyces CBS 606.96
Lineage: Eukaryota; Fungi; Ascomycota; Eurotiomycetes; Chaetothyriales; Herpotrichiellaceae
Exons: 1
Coding region: 1-1512 (503 amino acids)
Biological process (GO): folic acid-containing compound biosynthetic process
Cellular component (GO): cytosol; mitochondrion; cytoplasm
Molecular function (GO): tetrahydrofolylpolyglutamate synthase activity; ATP binding; dihydrofolate synthase activity
Source: RefSeq, a predicted model, not a curated record
AUGAUCAACCUGGGUCUCCAACGCAUCUCACGCCUCCUGGCUCCCCUGUUCGCCCAACACCCGACGCUGCCCUGGAAAGCAGUGCAUAUCGCGGGGACCAAUGGUAAAGGCAGUGUGGCGGCGCUGGUGGCGACAUUCCUCUCCGCGGCAGGAUAUCGCGUUGGGCGCUUCACAUCGCCGCACCUAGUCGACCGUUGGGACUGCAUCACCCUGGACCAGCGGGCGGUCGAGCGCGACAAGUUUCUCUCCGUCGAGCAGAGGCUCAAGGCGGCCAUCGGCGGCCGCAGUGCCGUUGACAGUGAUGAUGGCGAUGGCGAUGGCAACGGCAACGGCAAUGGCGUUGUAAACAACGACGACGCUCCGUCCGAGUUCGAGAUCCUCACGGCAACGGCAUUUGAGCUAUUCACUGCCGAGGGCGUCGAUGUUGCGGUCAUCGAGUGCGGGCUCGGCGGUCGCCUCGAUGCCACCAACGUCCUCAGAUCGCACGAUGUUAUAGUCAGUGUCUUGACCAAAGUCGGCCUCGACCAUACCGAGUUCCUGGGCUCUACGCUCGAGGCUGUCGCCGCGGAGAAGUCGGGCAUCUUCAAGAACGGCGUGCCUGUAGUGGUGGACGAGAGUAAUGCCCCGGCCGUGUUGGAGGUGGUCAGUCAGAAAUUGAAGGCGCUCGCAGCCGCCGAGGGUGGUGGUGUGCUGGAAAGUGGUCCUUUCGUCUUGCCUCAGCAACAGAGGGAUCGGUUGUUGCAGAACCAAGAUAUCGCCCACAUGGGAUUGGCACGACAUCAGUGUCAAAACCUGAUGACUGCAUUUACCGCCUAUUAUUUGGCUGAAGAGCAGCUCGUGAAGCCGCAGGCUGAGGUACCAGGGACCGCUACAGGAACUUCGACCUCGCCAGCGACAUUAUCUCGGACCAGAUUUGCGCAGCAUAUUGCAACAACCACUCAAUAUCUCCCAUCCCUGAUUUGGACGGCGCAGUCGUCGCUUCGCGGCCGUCUCGAGUGGCUCUAUUUGCCAUCCAGCGUCUUCACAUCCCGGAUCCCGGGUAUUGAAACGGUCAAAGUCCUCCUCGACGGCGCACAUAAUCCACAAUCCGCACAGGCGUUGGCCGAAUAUAUCGCCAGCCAUGUUCGGGACCACUCUUCCAGUGCAGGGCCCGUGACGUGGGUUCUGGCCGCGAAGCAAGACAAGGAUAUCCGCACAAUGCUCUCUCUUCUACUACAGCCCUCGGACAAUGUCGUCACUUGCUCCUUCGGCCCGGUGGACGGCAUGCCCUGGGUGAAGAGCAUGGACGCCUCUGAACUGGCGGGGACUGUGCGCGAGUUCACCACCGGCACGGUCGAGGUUGGCCUGGGUGGAAGUGUGCAAAAGGCGGUCCAGAGAGCUAUUGAGAUCGCCUACGUUCCCGAAGCUGGAGCCCCAUAUGAAACUGGAACUGGAACACGACCGCUCUGCAUUGCCGGCAGUUUGUACUUGGUAGGCGAUGUUUUGCGCUGGCUGAAAGAGCUCGAGGAGUAA